ACUAAAACUUCUCAACAUGGCGUCGCAGCUCAUCGCCAGAGUGAAAAUGAUGGAAACCGCCAGCACAACUUCAGCCCAUCCCGGGUUUAGCAGCGAUAAAUAUUCUUUACUGGUUGUGGUCGGGGAACACACUGCUGUCGGCUCUGUGGAGUACCUGGUCUCGGAGAUUGAGCGAGGUAUCCGCUCCUGGGAUGUGGACCCGUCUUCCUGUAAUUUGGAUGAGCAGCUCAAACUCUUCGUCUCCAGACACUCUGCUUUCUUCUCUGAGGAGCUCAAAGGCCAGAGGACGCUGCAGCACAGUGGAGAUGUUCUGGAGACCCAGGUGGUUGUGAACCCAUCCCACAGUUUGGUGUGUUCAGAGGUCCGUCGGCUUAUUACCGACACGUCUCGUCACAAGCUGCUGAUUCUGGCCGGACAGUGUGUGGAAGACUCUGGGGACCUUGUAUUACAAAGUGGGUGCUUUUCACUGAAUGACUUCAUCCAGAUAUUUGCUCAUGAAGAGAUUGGUGACAUGUUAAGCUCGGCAGAUCCUACACACAAAGCAAGCCUCACACUGAGUUGCCCCGUGUCUGGAUCAUGGAAGAGCUCCAUGUUGGAGAAGCACAAUUUGCAAGACUUUAUUGAAAUCAAGACCAACCCGCCAGCAGUGCUGCCUGAGAUGGAAGGUCUGCAGGAGUUUACAGAGUAUCUUUCUGAGUCUCUCGAACCUCGUUUGGCUUUUGAGCUCCUUGAGCCUCCUAGCACAGUUGGCUUUCUAAAACUGUCCCGUCCCUGCUGCUACGUGUUUCCUGGUGGUAGAGGGGACUCUGCCUUCUUUGCCGUGAAUGGUUUUAACAUAUUGGUCAACGGUGGGUCUAAUCCACGUUCUUGUUUUUGGAAACUGGUGAGACAUUUGGACAGAGUGGACUCCAUAUUGAUGACGCACAUUGGUGCGGAUAACUUGCCAGGUAUAAACAGUUUUCUCCAGAGAAAAACGGCAGAACAGGAAGAGGAGGAUUCGGCGGGCUCCCAGAGCAGUGAAGAUUGGCAGAGGAACUUGAUAUCUCCAGAAAUUGGAAUUGUGUUCCUUAAUGCUCCUGAAAGACUUAAGACACUACAAGGUGAUCCUAAGGUUUUGCGCAGCUGUGAUCAGGUUUCACUUACACUACAGCAUCUAGAAAGGUUAUCGAUCUCUCCAGAAUCUCUCAGUCGUCCUAACAGUCCAAAUAUUGAGCCAUUGAUUCUCUUUCAGAAGAUGGGCGUUGGUCGUUUGGAACUGUAUAUUCUUAAUCCUGUUAAAGGUAGUAAAGAACUAGAAACCUUUAUGCAAAAGUGGCCCAGUAGUGCCUCUGGUGUGAAGGGUUCAGAAAUCCCUUUACCUUGCCUGGUUUCAGUAUGUGCACUGUUGGUAUGGCAUCCUGCUAGCCCUCAGGAAAAAAUUAUUCGUGUUCUCUUCCCUGGGUGCACGCCACAGGCAAAGAUAUUUGAUGGGUUGGAGCGGUUGAAACAGCUAGACUUCCUUAAGCACCCAGUGGUGAGUCUACAGGAUCUUGAAUCACUCAAGCCUGAUAAGCAACCAAAACGUACGGAGAGCAGAGAGAGCCUGAAGUCUCUUACCAAAGACUCAAGACCUGGAACUGCAUCACUCAAAGACAAGGUCAGCAGAGUUGACCAUAAGAAACAAGACACUAAAGUGAAAGCCAAAUCUAUAAGUGAAACGGGCCAAAAAGAGAGUAAAGAAGUGGAAGAAAAAGCAAAGCCAAAAGAUAAUGUGAAACAAAGACUCUUGAAGCCUGAAAAGCAAUUGGUUAAAGAGGAGAAAAAAGAAGUGAAGAAGAAAGAGGAACGACCCUUGACAAGUCUUUCUAAGAAAGAUGAACAUGUUGAGAAAAAGAAGGAACCUAUGAAGAAAGACUUGGGAUCCAAACCUAAAAAAGACCUUAAACCUGAAAUAAAGGAGGUUAAGAAAGAGGUUAAACCAGAGGAGAAGAAAACGACUAAGCCAGUUGUUAAGGAUGCAAAGAAAACCUCUGGAAUUGCAUCUUCUGACAUGAGAAAGUUAUCAGGCAAGAACGGGUCAUUAAAGAAGGACACGACAAUCACUAAAAAGGACAGUUUAUCUAAAGGGAUGAAGUCUAAACCAGAGAAUAAUGAAGAGCACCAUCUGAAACCAAACUCUGGUCAAAAGUUGUCUGAGGAUAUUGGAGCAGAGGUUGAGAAGUUAAAAUUGGAAAAUCAAGCAUUGGAUGAGGAAGGGAAUUGUUUAGGUUCUGCAGCUAAAGGCACUGAGCAAGCUGAGAAAGAUCAUCAGUUGAAUGGAGCACAAAGUGGGACAGACUUGUCAGAAACUCCGGAGAAAUUUCGAUGUACAGAGACACUAUCUGCCUCAAAUUCUGCUCUGGGACCAUCUCCUUCACCACUUGCAAAGACUCCAAAAAGUGAGAAGUGUGUGAAUUUUGAUCUCGUGCCAAUGGAGCACGGGUUGAUGGAUGGAGUCCUUGAAAUGGUCUCUCCAGCAAACAGUGGAGGACAGAUGUCAUUCUGUCCGUCUCCUGAAAAUGAUAAUCAAGACACUGGUCCUGAAGAUGCUCAUGGGGCAAUUGGCUCAAAAAGUCAUGUGACUGCCAACCCCACAUCUUUGAAGGACAUACUCCCAGAUGCCUCGUCUACAGUCACAUCCCUGCCUGCUGAGGAAGGUUCUCCACACUCCACUGAAGUUGAUAAUUCUUUAUCAGUUUCUUUUGAGCAAGUAGUACCCCCUGUUGACCGGUCAGAAGAUGGCUUGUACACCAAUGGGCAUGAUUCAAAAGCGCAUAUGCCAUUAAGGACAUUCAGUAAUGGUGACCAGAACUAUAACGGGUCUGAGAAACAUCUCUCUGGCCCGCAGGCUCUUUGCCCUGAUAUCCCACCUCAUGAUGUUGACCUGUGUUUGGUGUCACCUUGUGAAUUUGAGCAUCAUAAAUCGCCCGACAGCCAAACAGGGUUGCCUUGCCCAGGUGCUCACAACUUCUCACCUGAGAGUGACCAGUCUCAAGAGCCUGCUAAAUCACUUUCGCAGUGCAACAGUAACAGUGUUUGUUACUCGUCACAAGGCCAAGAGACAACACCAACCUCGGUCACCGACUCCCUCCCUACAGUCUCGGAUUCUGAUGUCCCGCCAGCUACCGGAGAGUGUCCUUCACUUAGUGAAGAUUUGGAUUCUGAUGAUGAGUCUGCUGACCUUUUCCCACCCAAUCAUCCACAUGAUCAUCCCAGCAGUCACUUGUUUCACAUGGACCCAGCACAUUCUUCUCCAGAUCCUCCUCCAGCACCAAUGAAGGACUUGCCCCCACUCCCACCUCAGCCUGGUGCCUGCAUGGUUGACCCUGAAGCCGAUUCCCAAGGCAAGUCUUCAAAGAAUGUAGCUAUGAAGGCCAAAAAACCAGCAACGUCGGGCACACAAAAGAUGGCAGCUGCACAUACUUCAGCACAAAGUAGCAAGACAAAGGCUGGUUCUCAGGCAACAAGCGGUACAAUUAGGUCUUCUUCAAGCUUGGAUACGAAGUCUGCUUUACGUAGUACCAUUGGUAACACAAGACCAAUGUCAGCAAGUGCAAAACUACAAUCAGGUUCAGCAAGUAACAAGACACAUGCUGCAGCCGUUUACCUGGACCUAGCAUACCUACCCUCUGGCUUUGCAGCGUCUAUGGUUGAUGUGGAGUUUUUCCGCCGUGUGCGCUCCUCCUGCUAUAUAAUAAGUGGGGAAGAAUUGUACAAGAACUCGGUCAUGAGGCCCAUCCUUGAAUCGCUGUUAGAAGGCAAGGCGGCCUGGGCAGACAUACAGGUCACUCUGAUCCCCACUUUUGAUUCACUGACAAUGCAUGACUGGUAUCAAGAGACGCAUGAAAGACAAAAAGAGCUAGCAAUAACGGUACUGGGAAGCAACAGUACAGUGGCCAUGCAGGAUGAAACAUUCCCUGCCUGCAAAGUGGAGUUUUGAAUGGGAAAUUGGGGGGGGAACAAAUUCACUCCUCCCAUUUUGAGCACUCGGGCCAAUUCAGCUGUAACAUUUCAUAGAAGUUUUUGUUCAAAGCUUAGUAGCAUUUACAUAACUGCUCAGAUAUGCAUUGAAUUAAUUAGCAUAAACUCUGAGAAUUAGCUAAAACAAACUGUGACUCUCCAUUAAUGAAGAUUUACAGAAGUUAUUGGUAUUAUGUUCUAGAUCGUGUGUGAACAAAAGGAGUAAACAAAAGUUUGGGGUGUUCUUUUUUUUUUUUUCUAUGCCGUAGUGAAAUAUUGAUUGUUUUAACAGUCCCAAGCUGUAUAGACUUCACACAUCAUUUUUCUUUCCCUCAUUACUACAGUCGGUUUUUGCAUGGUUGCACAGUUUGGAUUUUUAGCACAAAUGGGGAUACACAAAACGCAGUGGACUUAUGUAAUGGACGAGGAGGCUGGACGGUCAAUGCACCGGUCCCACGGGGUUAUUUUUAAUCCUCUCUAAAUGACAAAGGGUUUGCUUUGGGUGUUUUAUCAUCAAGCAAUCCCCUCCCCCCACCAUGCUUUACCUGUUUCCUGAACCAUAAUGAAUGAUUCUUCUGUUGGGAUGAAAUCACAAUUGCAUGUUUUGAACAGUUUCAGUAUUUGUUUCAUCUUCACAUUUGUUGUUGAUGGUAAUCAUCCACCACACAAGCACCAGUGUUUAGGAACGACUUGUUUACUGCAUCCUUGGAUUUAUGCUGCGUUCAACUAAAGCUUGUAACUUGGAAUCUGCAACCUCAAACCAAAGAAAAAAAUCUCCCCUUAACUUGGAAAGUUGGGAAGGUCUCCUUAACUUGGCUUAUGACUUCAUAUCAAUAGUAAAAAAAAAAAAACUACUUUGAGUUAAUAGUCCUAAUAUUAAUCAACCUGGUCAAAUCCGUAAGACACAAGCUUGCUGUUUAGAUGUAAAUACAGAAGUUUAUGAUCACUUUUCUGUUGGCUGACCUAGAUUAACACGCGUCCAUGUUUUUCACUUUAUAGCUCAAUACACCAAGCUUAAAUAUUACACAAAUCAGACUUUCCAUUUCUGAGUUAAGUUGAAUGUAGCAUAAGUGUAGUCCAGGGCUAAUUUUAUCUAGUGACGGUACACUGUGAGCCAAUUUUGUUUUAGAAAACAAUCAUGUAUAUUCUUUGCUUUUACAAUUGUUCUGUUUUGAUGCAUGGUAAUGAGUCUGUUAAUUACCGUUUCCUGGAUUACAAAUUUCCAGAUUUUGGUUCAGGAUAUAGUAUGACAGAUUUGUUUGGAGCUUUUUCAGCAUCUUAAGGCUUCAUUUUUCCCCCCAAAAAUUCACGACAUGAAUGCUUCACCCCAUUUUGUAAUCGGCCACCCGAGACAGGUUUUAGUUUUGCAUUGGGCCUACAGAGCUAAAGUAAACCCCAAAUUGGCAGUGCAGACAGUUUUGCUGAGUAAAGAGCCCACUCAGCUCAGCUAGUUGGCGAUCUGAGACUAGUGUGGUGGCAUUGGCAUGAAGGUUAAAGAUUUCCAAGCUGGUCUGUUUUGAGCGGAGUGUAUCGAAGAGGAAAGGGGGCUAGACAGACUAAAGGAUUAAAGUGCUGCUGCAUGGCUUCCUCUAGAUCGAGCUGAAGUGUGUGCUAAUGCACCACUAUUAGCAGGUGAAAGUGGAAAAGGACCAACAUGAAGGAAGUUUAAAUCAAAACUCAGAUUAUCAUUAUAAAAUAAGUCUUGGACACUACUGAGGAUCAAGUGUUAAAGAUUUAAUAUGAAUGUUAUUCAGGGUGGGUUUGAUCUUUAAUGUAGAAAAAAAAAAUGCCACAAGUUGCUUUUGAGAUUUUGCAGUGUUGAUCUAAAACUAACUUUGGGAUUACUUUUAGCAGUGGCGGUUUUUUGCAUUUGUGCACCAUUUGUCACACCAUUGAGAAAAUGGAUUGCUGUAAGUCUGUCUGAUCAUGUUAAUGGUGGACUAAGGAGUGUGGAAGUGGAUACGUUGAGCAUCCUAAAUAGUGCACUUCUAGAGGAGACGCUUGCAAAUCCAACCGCUUGGGGUGAUUUUUUUUUUUUUUUGGUCCCCCCCCCCCCCCCCCCCCCCCCCAUUGUGUGUGAUUUAAGCAGUUUGUAAUUCAACAAGUUCACAAGCCUUAAACACUAUAAAAUCCAAGUUGUCUGAACAAAUAAAUGCUUCAGAUUCAUGAUUUGAA
Messenger RNA from Neoarius graeffei (lesser salmon catfish), 6153 nucleotides. RefSeq names its product microtubule-associated protein 1Sa (gene map1sa). The record is from RefSeq and is a predicted model, not a curated record. Gene Ontology annotation, molecular function: actin binding; microtubule binding. The transcript has 7 exons. Gene Ontology annotation, biological process: regulation of microtubule depolymerization; dendrite development; microtubule cytoskeleton organization. NCBI's taxonomy places the organism in Eukaryota, Metazoa, Chordata, Actinopteri, Siluriformes, Ariidae. Gene Ontology annotation, cellular component: microtubule associated complex; dendrite; neuronal cell body. Bases 17 to 3958 code for a protein of 1313 amino acids.